This is a messenger RNA of Anguilla rostrata (American eel), 2759 nucleotides long. It is a transcript of the gene ahcyl1, whose product is annotated as adenosylhomocysteinase-like 1. The record is from RefSeq and is a predicted model, not a curated record. Bases 327 to 2018 code for a protein of 563 amino acids. Gene Ontology annotation, cellular component: cytosol. Lineage: Eukaryota; Metazoa; Chordata; Actinopteri; Anguilliformes; Anguillidae. Gene Ontology annotation, biological process: L-methionine cycle. The transcript has 17 exons.
GAUUGGGGUACGGGUCCUGUAAACCCCGCAGCGAAUGCAAUAUUUAAUAUUUUUUUAAAUAGAAACCUCGUUUAAAUAAAAUAUUCACAAUUUUAAAAAAAAAUCUCUAUAUAUAUAUAUAGCCGGGAAACGUGCAUUUGUUCCGUCCCGAAUUUAGUAUCCUUCCUAGCGGUUCUAGCGAACGUUACGUCUUUCCUGAAAACAAGCGCACGGUGACCGCUCAGAAUACGUCUGUUCAGUCGUACAUAUUUGCCAGCUUGCACUUGCAGCUCGCUCAAUAUUAAGCUACCUGCGAUACUUCAGAUAUCUGAUAGCCGUAGAUUGUGAUGUCGGACUCUGUGGGUGACGGGAAGUUGGAGGUGAAACAGGCCAGUAAAGAAGUCAAAGAGAGCGAGAAUGUAGCGGAAAAAUAUUCGGCAAUGACAGUGAGCAAGAACAGCGAUGUGAACGUUGGUGAACUAUCCGCAGCGUUCACCGCGGUCCCUACACACAAAUCUGUCAAGAAGCAGAUCCAGUUUGCGAACCAGGAGGAGAAGCAGGAGUUCAGCAAGUUCCCUACCAAGGCGGGGCGUCGUUCCCUCUCCCGCUCCAUCUCCCAGUCCUCCACCGACAGCUACAGCUCAGGUACGCCACCGCGCACCGCCCGCAAGCCCACAGCGGCCUCGUACACGGACAGCUCGGACGACGAGACCUCGCCUCGAGACAGGACGCAGCUCAACUCCAAAGGCGCGAGCGACUUCUGCGUGAAGAACGUCAAGCAGGCAGAGUUCGGCCGGCGCGAGAUCGAGAUCGCAGAGCAGGACAUGUCCGCACUGAUCUCUCUCAGGAAGAGAGCACAGGGAGAGAAGCCGCUCGCCGGAGCCAAAAUCGUGGGGUGCACCCACAUCACCGCCCAGACUGCAGUGCUGAUUGAGACUCUAGUUGCUCUGGGUGCUGAGUGCCGAUGGACUGCCUGCAAUAUCUACUCCACUCAGAAUGAAGUAGCUGCUGCACUGUCAGAGAGUGGGGUUGCUGUGUUUGCCUGGAAGGGGGAGUCGGAGGAUGAUUUCUGGUGGUGCAUCGACCGCUGCGUUAACAAGGAGGGCUGGGAGGCCAACAUGAUCCUAGAUGAUGGGGGUGACUUGACGCACUGGGUGUAUAAGAAAUACCCCAAUGUUUUUAAGAAGAUCCGAGGAAUCGUGGAGGAGAGCGUCACUGGGGUACACAGGCUGUACCAGCUUUCCAAGGCCAGCAAGCUGACCGUCCCCGCCAUGAACGUGAACGACUCGGUCACCAAGCAGAAGUUCGACAACCUGUACUGCUGCAGAGAGUCCAUUUUGGAUGGGUUGAAGAGGACCACUGAUGUGAUGUUUGGUGGAAAGCAAGUUGUGGUUUGCGGUUAUGGAGAGGUUGGGAAGGGUUGCUGCACAGCGUUGAAGGCCCUGGGAGCCAUCGUUUGCAUCACAGAGAUCGACCCCAUCUGUGCUCUACAGGCCUGCAUGGACGGCUUCAGAGUAGUGAAACUGAACGAGGUCAUUCGCCAGGUGGACGUCAUCAUCACCUGCACAGGAAAUAAAAACGUAGUGACCAGAGACCAGCUGGACCGGAUGAAGAACGGAUGCAUCGUGUGCAAUAUGGGCCACUCCAACACGGAGAUCGAUGUGGCCAGCUUGCGGACCCCGGAGCUCACCUGGGAGAGGGUGCGGUCACAGGUGGACCACGUCAUCUGGCCCGAUGGCAAGCGGGUCGUCCUGCUGGCUGAGGGCCGCCUUCUGAACCUGAGCUGCUCCACAGUUCCUACGUUUGUCCUGUCAAUCACGGCCACAACUCAGGCCCUGGCUUUGAUCGAACUGUACAACGCGCCGGAUGGACGUUACAAACAGGACGUCUACCUGCUGCCCAAAAAGAUGGAUGAGUAUGUUGCCAGCUUGCACCUGCCCACCUUUGAUGCCCACCUGACGGAACUCUCAGACGAACAGGCCAAGUACCUGGGCCUAAACAAGAAUGGCCCAUUCAAACCCAACUACUACAGAUAUUAACGCAAAUGGACCACAGUGCCCUACAACACUACCAGAUGUACAUGAAGACUGGAACACCAUCCCUCAGAAAUUAUAAGUUUUAAAGAUGCUCCAAAAAGGAAACGCCAUUUUCGAAGGGAAAGCAGAUUUCCUGUUGAAUGUGAUUCUGUUUCAUUGUGCUUUUUAAAAUGAAGUACGAUGCCUGCCGUCCACACUCGCAUCCACGGAUAAACACCUACAGAUAGACAUACGCGUGCACAAAUACAGUGCACUACGUCCAUCCAUGCAACCUCACCACAAGAACGACAACUUGCUUCCACACAGAACGUCAGCUUAGUCAUCACAACACGUUUAUAUUUUAACACUUUUUUAAAAUUACACAUACUUAUUUUUAGAGAAAUCUGAGACACAUAGUUUAGUAAAAAAAUAAAUGACAGUAAAGGUGCCAAAUUAAAGCUAGGAAGUGGGAGGUGAUUGGGGUGGGUUUGUUUUCUGUGGUGGCUUAGCUGCUCUGAAUAAUUUUAGCGCACAAACACAUUCCAUAAGACCAUGGCUGGGUGGCCAUUUUGAAGGAAAGCUUGGAGUUUAUGAGAGUGUCCCCAUGCACUAAGUCAUGGGAUAGCUGCUAGCAUAUAGAGAAUUGCUAGACACACCUAAUAUCAUGAAAAAUAUCACAUUUAGCAUAAAAUAAUUUAUAGAAUAAUACAUAUUUAUACUGUAACGAUGUGGUUCAAAGUAAAAUAAAAGAGAAAGUGAUCAUUA